GCUUUUUGGGGAUCACUGUCCGCCAGCAGCGCUCUCCUGCUUCCAGACCCCGCGGCGCAUCCCGUACGAUGAGGCUGUCAGGCAGGAAUUCAGACCGGCUAAAGUGGGCGACUCCUUCGGGCCCACGUGGGAGACGUGCUGGUUUAAGGUGGAGCUGAGCAUCCCCCCGGCCUGGGCAGGGCAGGAAGUGCACUUCGUCUGGGAGAGCGAUGGGGAGGGCAUGGUGUGGCGAGACGCCCAGCCUGUCCAGGGUUUGACUAAGGAAGGUGAGAAGACCAGCUACAUCCUGACAAGCAGCCUGAAAGAGACGGAGCCCCACAGUCUGACGCUGUACGUGGAGCUGGCCUGCAACGGUCUCUUCGGGGCUGGCAAGGGCAGUAUGAUCGCCCCUCCAGACCCAGACAGGAGGUUCACCCUGAGCAAGGCUGAACUGGUCGUCUUCAACAGGGAUGUCUAUGAACUGCUGGUAGAUCUGGAAAUACUGCUGGACAUGGCCCAGCUCCUCGGGGAGGAAAACCAGAGGAGUUUCCAGGCGCUGUACACUGCCAACCAGAUGGUCAACGUGUGUGACGUUACAGACCCGUCCACCUUCCCCGCUGCCCGUCACCUGGCUGCGGAGAUCUUCAGCCAGAGGAACGGCGAGAGCCAGCACACCAUCCAUGCUGUGGGUCACUGCCACAUUGACUCUGCCUGGCUGUGGCCGUAUGAGGAGACCAUCCGUAAGUGUGCUCGGAGCUGGGUCACGGUGCUCCGUCUGAUGGAGCGCAAUCCGGAGCUCACCUUCGCCUGCUCCCAGGCACAGCAGUUCGAGUGGGUGCGGAGCUGGUACCCCGGGCUCUACGCGCAGAUUCAGGACUUCGUGGCGAAGGGGCAGUUCAUUCCUGUUGGAGGCACCUGGGUGGAAAUGGACGGGAACCUGCCCAGCGGGGAGUCCAUGGUGCGGCAGUUCCUCCAGGGACAGCGGUUCUUCCAGGAGCAGUUUGGCCGGAUCUGCUCAGAGUUCUGGCUGCCGGACACGUUUGGAUACUCGGCCCAGCUGCCCCAGUUGAUGUGUGGCUGUGGGAUCAGGCGGUUCCUCACGCAGAAGCUCAGCUGGAACCUGGUGAACACCUUCCCGCAUCACACCUUUUUCUGGGAAGGCAUUGAUGGUUCCCGAGUCCUGACCCAUUUCCCCCCUGGUGACUCCUACGGGAUGCACGGGCGAGUGGAGGAGAUGCUGAAAACAGUGAAGAACAACAAGGACAAAGGACGUGUGAACCACAGCGCUUUCCUCUUCGGCUUUGGAGAUGGAGGAGGGGGCCCCACGCAGAAGAUGCUGGACAGGAUGAAGAGAAUGAGUGACACAGAUGGGCUGCCAAGGGUUCAGCUCUCCACUCCCGACCAGCUUUUUUCUGUCCUGGAGAAGGAGUCGUCACAGCUGUGCACCUGGGUGGGAGAGCUCUUCCUUGAGCUGCACAACGGCACAUACACCACCCAGGCCCAGAUAAAGAAGGGGAAUCGGGAGUGCGAGCGAAUACUCCACGAUGUCGAAGUACUCAGCACCUUGGCUGUGGCACGGGGUGGUGCGUUGCAGUAUCCUGCCAGCCAGCUGCAACAGCUCUGGAGGGUGGAAAUCCUCACUAUCAAUGCACCAAAAUUAGCCCAGACUGGUUGGACAGAACUGGUGUGGGCAAAUAUUGGGCAGCACAGUGGGCUGAUGCUCGUGGUUGAGGAUGCCCUGCAAUACUACGCAGAGAUCCGCAGGACUGGUGCUCGGCUGCAGGAGGAAGCUGUGCAGUCCUUGUGCGGGGACCUGCUGCAGCCCAAGGCAGCGAGCACCGAGAGCACCCUCGUGUUGAACACUUUGCCCUGGGAACGGACUGAGGUGAUCUCCAGGACUGGACCAGCCGGAACAGAGACUUUAGCUCUGGUGACAGUCCCCAGCAUGGGCUACGCUAUAGUGAGGGAGCCACUGGUGCCCCCUCAGCCUGUGGCAGUGAGGAGACAGGAGGACGGCGCCAUUGCCAUGGAGAAUGGGGUGAUUGCAGUCUGCCUCGAUGCGCUGGGGCGCCUGACCUCGCUUCGGCUGGUGGACUCCGAGAGAGAGUCAGUCCCAGAUGGCUGCUGUGCCAACCAGUUUGCACUCUUUGAUGAUGUUCCUCUGUACUGGGACGCCUGGGAUGUGAUGGAUUAUCACUUGGAAACCAGGAAGCCAGUGACAACGCUGCUGAAGCCUCUGGAAAUCACCCUGGCUGGGGGUCUGCGGGGAAGUGCGAGCUUCUCUCUGCGGAUCGGGGAAAGCAGCACCUUAACCCAGGAGAUCAUCCUGGACGCCACGUGCCCGUACCUCCGCUUCCAGACCCAGGUUGAGUGGAAGGAGGCUCACAAGUUCCUGAAGGUGGAGUUCCCCGUGCAAGUCCGGAGCACAAACGCCACCUACGAGAUCCAGUUUGGGCACCUGCAGCGGCCAACGCACUGGAACACGUCCUGGGACUGGGCUCGAUUUGAGGUGUGGACUCACAAGUGGCUGGAUCUCUCCGAGCACGGCUUCGGGGUGGCACUGCUGAACGACUGCAAAUACGGAGCAUCAGCCCACAGGAACGUCCUCAGCCUCUCGCUGCUGAGGGCACCAAAGUCCCCUGAUGCCAUGGCAGACAUGACGCACCACCAGUUCACCUACGCCGUGAUGCCUCACCUGGGUACCUUCCAGGACACCGGUGUGAUCCAGCGUGCCUACAACUUGAAUUUCCCCCUCCACGCGGUCCCGGCCAGCUCUGCCCAGUGCCCAGCCUGGAGCGCCUUUUCUGUCAGCUCACCUGCGGUCGUGCUGGAGACGGUUAAGCAGGCCGAGGACAGCCCUGAAGCCGUGGUGGUUCGGCUGUACGAGGCACACGGCAGCACGGUUGACGCCUGGCUCCAGACCUCCCUCCCUGUUAAGGAGGCGAUGCUCUGUGACCUCCUGGAGCGGCCGGCUGCACGGGGCCGCCUGCCGCUGGAGCAGCGGGGCGUGAGACUUUCCUUCACACCCUUCCGCGUGCUCUCCGUCCUCUUGGUCUUGAGGCGGUGA
Tauraco erythrolophus (red-crested turaco) is the source of this 3046-nucleotide messenger RNA. NCBI's taxonomy places the organism in Eukaryota, Metazoa, Chordata, Aves, Musophagiformes, Musophagidae. The record is from RefSeq and is a predicted model, not a curated record.